Messenger RNA from Trichoderma virens Gv29-8, 739 nucleotides. RefSeq lists its product as uncharacterized. The record is from RefSeq and is a predicted model, not a curated record. Gene Ontology annotation, biological process: endosome organization. Bases 141 to 512 code for a protein of 123 amino acids. The transcript has a single exon. Gene Ontology annotation, cellular component: BLOC-1 complex. Lineage: Eukaryota; Fungi; Ascomycota; Sordariomycetes; Hypocreales; Hypocreaceae.
CCAACGCCGUGCCAGAUACACAGCUGGGACUCAGCGCCGAAGAGAUUCAGCUGCUUCGGCAAGGCCAGGCGGCUUUGGGAGGCGGCGGAGGUUCGACAAGCUCUCGGGCAGCCAGCAGAGCCAGCAGCCAAGGUCUUUUGAUGCUAGAUAGCUCAUCGCUAUCGGCCCUUGGGCGAUAUUUUGAUCGAUUGAUGGCCGGCAUCGAGCAGAACAUCCGCUACCUCAGCGAACAAGCCCAAAUGUUCACACAGGUUCAAUACGAUCGAGCCGGCAACAUCAUUGACGGCGCCGAUGCCGAAAUUGCACGAUAUACAGACAUUUUGCGGCAGCUCGAUGAACUCGAGGUCGAUUUCGACAGGAUAGCCCAUAUUAAGGAAAUUGUCAAGGGAUACAGAUCAAGGGUUGAAACGCUAGAAAGAGACUUGGAGAGUAGCGGUGGCUCGUCAAGUCGACACAAGCAUUCGCCUUCACAUCACCACAAGCACAAGCACAGCGCUUCUCGCCACAAAUGAUGCAGGACGCCAAUGCUACCACAUUUCUUUCUCUCUCUCUCUUUCCUUGUUUGAUCUUCGUCCGGCUAGAGCGACCUGCAGCCAGCGGUCUUACAGGCCAAUUUGUGGAUAACAUUUUUAUAUUGUGCGAGGGAGGCUUGGAAGUUUGCCAUGGGAGGCGAGCCCGUCAACACCAAAAGAUAUCUCGCAGGAUUACCGAUGGAAAGGAAAUAUGACAUUACAAAAGG